Molecule: messenger RNA, 3044 nt
Organism: Ilex paraguariensis (yerba mate)
Lineage: Eukaryota; Viridiplantae; Streptophyta; Magnoliopsida; Aquifoliales; Aquifoliaceae
Source: the annotation of a GenBank genome assembly
AUGGAUGGAAACUGCCAUUGCUUGUAUCCAAAUCCUAGCGAAUGGAUAAAGGGAAAAGUGAUUGGAUCGGGAUCGUUUGGCAUUGUUCACUUGGCCAUGAACAAGGCCACCGGGGCACUUUUUGUUGUGAAAUCUGCAGAAUCGCAGGUAGGAAUUCAAUGUCUUGCGAACGAGGCCAACAUUCUCGAGAACUUGAAUUCUCCCCACAUUGUGCAUUACAUAGGAAGGGAAGUGUUAAAUGGCGUAAAUGGUGAAAGAAAACUUAAUCUCUUCAUGGAGUACAUGGCCGGGGAAAGUUUAGCAAACGUAGCAGAGAAAUUUGGAGGGGCAUUGGAUGAGAACGUUAUUCGUUUGUACAUUCGAGAAAUUCUCAAGGGUUUGAAUUAUCUCCAUGAGAAUGGGAUCGUGCACUCGGAUCUCAAGUGCAAGAAUGUGCUUUUGGGCUCAUCAGGAAGCAUCAAGUUGGCAGAUUUUGGAUGUGCAAAGAGACCAAGUGACUUGAGGAUUAAUGAGACUUCAACACAAUCUUGUAAAUACAUUGGUGGAACUCCCUUGUGGAUGGCUCCGGAAGUUUUGAGAAAUGAAGGCCUGGAUUUUGCUGCAGAUAUUUGGUCUUUAGGGUGCACAAUGAUUGAAAUGGCCACAGGCAAGCCUCCGUGGAGUGAGGAUCUUUCGAAUCCAAUGGCUGUGAUUUUGAGGAUUGCACGCGGGAAUGAGAUGCCACGAUUCCCGCCUCAGUUUUCAGACGAGGGACUGGAUUUCUUGUCAAAAUGCUUGGACAGGAACCCGGAAAUGAGGUGGACUGCUAAAGAAUUGCUGAACCAUCCAUUUGUGCUGGGAAAGCCAGAGGAUUGGAAUUUCAGAAAGAGUGAUGCUGCUUGCUCACCAGCAAGUAUCUUAGAUGUUGGGAUUAAUGAAGAGGAUUGUGACUCAGACGAAUCGUCCGAUGGAAGUGAGUUUAUUAACAGAACUCCAUUGUCAAUGAAAAGCUGUGGGCAUAGAGAAGGAAUGUCACAAAGGAAGAGGACAAAGGCCAAUUUCCACUCCCCACUCUCUUCUCUCCCACCUCACCCUUCCCUCAAACAAACCAAGCAAGCCCAUGCCCAAAUCAUCGCCGGCGGCCUCGCUGGACAUAUCCACCUCAUGGGUCACCUCCUUGCUGCCUUGGCUCAGUCCCCAUCAACCCCAAUUGACUAUUCUCUCUCUAUCUUCCAAACCAUCGAAGCGCCAAGUGUUUUCGACCUCAAUAACAUGAUCCGGUGCUUCGCAAAGGGCGAAUCACCGCUCAAAUCCAUCAUUCUCUACGCCUCUAUGCGCCGAAGCAGUGUCAGUCCUAAUAAUUAUACUUUUCCUUUUGUACUACAAGCUUGCAGCAAGGCUUUGGCUUUGGCUGAAGGCACUCAAGUGCAUACUCAUGUUGUAAAACUUGGUUUUGGCGAUGAUAUUUAUAUUAGAAAUUCUUUGAUACACUUAUAUAACGCUUGUUGUAGAGUUGAAUGUUCAAAAAGGGUGUUUGAUGAGAGUCCUCAUUGCCGAGAUGUGGUGACUUGGAAUGCGAUGUUGGUGGGAUUUGCCAGGGAUGGGCAGAUGGGUAUUGCGGAGAAGUUGUUUGGAGAAAUUCCCGAAAGAGAUAUUGUAUCUUGGAGUACGAUGAUAACGGGUUACGUGCAAAAUGGGCAGUUAGAAGCAGGUUUGGAGUGCUUUAAGGAAACGAGAGAGAAUGGGUUGAUACCUAAUGAGGCUGCAUUGGUGAUGGUGCUUUCGGCAUCAGCCCAAUUGGGUUUGCUUGAACAUGGGCGAUUAGUUCAUUCCAUUAUAGAUUCUUUGAAUAUUCCAAUGACGGUGCCUAUUGGCACAAGUCUUGUAGACAUGUAUGCCAAAUGUGGGUGGAUUGAGCAAGCUAGGGUCUUGUUUAAUAAUAUGCCCUUAAAAGAUGUUUCAACGUGGAAUGUGAUGAUUUGUGGUUUGGCAGCCCAUGGACUUGGGAAGGAAGCUCUUGCAGUUUUCGAAAUGUUCAUAAUUGAAGGAUUUCGGCCAGUUAAUGUGACCUUCAUUGGGGUCUUGAAUGCUUGUAGUCGAGCAGGUUUAGUCAGUGAGGGUCGUAACUAUUUUAAGUUGAUGAUCGAAAGAUAUGGCAUUGAGCCGGAGAUGGAGCAUUAUGGAUGCAUGGUUGAUCUCUUGGGUCGUGCUGGCUUUGUUGGUGAGGCUACUGAAUUGAUUGAAAAAAUGCGAGUUCCACCAGAUCCAGUUCUAUGGGUAACUCUACUUGGUGCUUGUAAGGUUCAUGGGUUAGUAGCAUUGGGUGAAGAGAUUGGUUGUGAACUACUACAAUUGGAUCCAAAUCAUGAUGGAAAUUAUGUACAGUUAGCUAGUAUUUACGCAAAAUCAAUGAAAUGGGAAGAUGUAAUUAAAGUUAGAAGAUUAAUGGUUGGUCGGAAAGCUAAUAAAGUUCCAGGCUGGAGCCUGAUUGAAACGCAGGGAAGAGUUGAUCAUUUUGUUGCUGGGGACCGAGAGCAUGAGAGAUCUCCAGAGGUUUACAAGAUGCUUGAAACUAUUGGAAGACGAAUUGCAGAGGUUGGCUACUUGCCAAACGUUUCACCAGUUUUACAUGAUAUAGGGGAGGAAGAAAAAGAGAACGCAAUUAAGGAGCACAGUGAGAGGCUAGCAAUUUCUUUUGGUUUGUUGGUAAUGGGGCCUGGGGAGUGCAUUCGAAUUGUGAAGAAUUUGAGGGUAUGUGAGGAUUGCCAUGAGUUUUGCAAGAUUGUUUCAAAAGUGUUUGAGAGGCACAUUGUAGUUAGGGAUGGAAGCAGAUUUCAUCAUUUUAAGGAGGGCGGUUGUUCCUGCCUUGAUUAUUGGUAGAAAAAGCAACAAUAACAUUUUCUUUCUGGAGUUUGAUUUCUUUUUCUGAAGGAAAUAAUCUGAUUACGGACUGAAUAUCCACCAUGUUAGAUUCAGGUACACAAUGUCCAUAACCAAAUGAUGAUCUUUGAAUUAACAACCUUUUCUCAAUUUGGUUUUUGAAGAACUGUCCUUUCUUUGUUGCG